AUGUGUGAAUCUUACCAUCCUGGCCAGGAUGUUGGAAAAAGGCUCCUGCCUCAUGUAGUGUCGUUCUUAGGAGAAGCCUUUCCAAACGAUAUCUUUGUCAUACAUCACACAGAUGGCGGAUCAGACUACAGUCGCGGAUGGAGCGAAAUCAAGUUCAUGCAGCUUGCUAAAGCCGUCGACUGGACUGCGUGGUGGCUUCAUAACAGAAUCGGUAGCAGCGAUUCCUGCGAGACGAUUGCCUUUAUUGGUUGCAAUGAUGUACGAUAUAGUAUCUUUACCCUCGCCGCUCAGAAGGCGGGUUACGCGACUCUCCUCCCGUCCCCGAGGAACGGACUUGAUGCACACAAACAUUUAGUUAAGGAGACUCAAUGCAAGCACUUCUUUUUCGGAGAAGAACAACGCCUGAGAAUAAAUGUAUUGAAGGAUGGGCUCGAACAUGUCCAGUUCUGCGAGAUCCCGAGCUUGAAUGAUAUGCUUCACGGCGAGUCGAAGAUGUACCCGUUUGACAAAACCUUCGAGCAGGUCUCACAUGAACCUGUGGUCAUCAUACAUAGCUCCGGGACUACAGGGCUUCCAAAGCUCGUUCCACUAUCAAAUGGAUAUCUCAGUGUCCAGGACCGUCAGUCAUGUUUGCCACCAAGCAAGGAUGGUCGCUGGGCGAUCUACUCACACCCUGACCCCAGCGAGAGAAUCUUUUCGAUGACCCCAAUGUUCCAUCUCAUGGCGUAUUGGCAGUUUCAAGAGUCAAUCUUCCAUCGAGUACCAGUGGUCCUGGCUCCCGAGGUACCACUAACAGCAGACAUCCUAAACGAUAUUCACCUUGUUGCUAAACCCACACUCACUUCAUUUCCCCCGUCAAUGUUGGAAGAUCUGAGCGGAACACCGGAAGGUAUCAAGGCUGUUUCUCAAUUUCGAACACUGAUGUUCGGAGGGGCACCGCUCUCUACCGAUGUUGGACAAAAAAUCAGCCAAGUUACCGGAUUAUGCACGAUAUACGGUACGAGCGAGAUCGGGGUGCCACCUAUCCUCAAGCCACAAGCGAGAGAAGACUGGAACUAUCUCGAAUUUCAUUCUGAAUAUGGGAUCGAGUUUGAGCCUACGGACGGUGACCACUACGAGGCAGUCAUUCGACGUCGUCCGGGGAAUCUGGCUGCUGUGUUCUACAGCUUCCCAGACGUUGAGGAGUACCGUACUCAAGAUCUAUUCACUAAGCACCCUAGCAGAGAAGGACUAUGGCUUUAUCGAGGGCGAAAUGACGACGUAAUAGUCCUGAACAAUGGCGAAAAAUUCAAUCCUAUCCUCGUCGAGAAGUGUAUUGAAGAGCAUUCAGCUGUCAAUCGAGCGGUGGUUAUUGGACAGGGUCGCUUCCAAUCACUGCUUCUGCUUCAACCGGAAUGGGGGAACUGGCAUUAUCUCUCGACCGAAGAGUUUGUUGAGGAUGUAUGGCCAGUGGUCGAGCGAGCAAACAGCUUGGUGGCUAACCAUGGUCGUGUAAUGAAAACACAUAUCGUGGUGGGUUCCAGGACGACCCCAUUUCAAACGACACCCAAAGGUAACAUUAAACGGAAAAACGUCGAGCAAGAUUACUUCUCAGAGAUCGAAUCGGCGUACUCCCGGAUCAAAUAUGACAUAGGUGUGCGCUUGUCAGAGAGACCGGACUAUGAUGAGGUUGAGAGUAUGGUGUUCAAGGCAGUCUCACAAUUAUUGACUGUGUCCAAUGUCUCCGCGUCAUCAGAUCUAUACUCGACAGGUCUUGAUUCUCUCCAGAAUCUUCAGCUUGUCAGAAGGCUCCAAAGUGCUGUCCGACCGUUUGGGAGAGAUAAGGAAAGUCGAAUCACACCCGCUGCUCUGUACAGUGUCCCAACAGUAGCAAAGAUAUCAACAUAUGUUUUGGACAUAAUCGAAAACUCCGGGACGAACAGGGUCGACCCCAAUGACCGCGAUAUUAAAGAUAUUGGGACCACGAUUCAAGACUUGGUUGAAAAGUAUAUCAAAGAUAUUCCAAAGCGGUCACUGUCGCUUCCAGACCGCCUGGGUCGGCGGACAGUCCUGAUCACCGGCAGUACGGGAUAUCUAGGAUCUUAUGUUCUUCAUCAUCUGAUUCAAGAUGUGACAAUCACUCACAUUUAUUGCCUAAACAGAUCAGGAGAUGCUUUCUCCAAAGCUUGUCAGAGCUUUGUGGAGAAGAGCUUGGACUUUUCUCGUAGUGCUCAGGCAAAGGUGACUUUUUGGCAAUCCUCGUUUGGUGAAAAACAGCUUGGAUUGUCAGAUGAGCAGUACGAUACAUUGAGGGGCGCGGUCGACGUUGUGAUCCACAACGCUUGGAAGGUGGACUUUAACCACCAACUAGAAUCAUUUGAGGAUACACAUAUCCGUGGCAUUCGCAAUUUCGUGGAUUUUGCAAUCCAGAGCCCCAAAUUGCCUCACCUCGUCUUUAUCUCAUCUCAAUCAACAGUCGGCAGAUGGGCGGAUCACCACGGACCUUCUAUUCCCGAACAACCACACGCCAAUCCAGACGUGGCCGCACGAACCGGCUAUGGCCUGUCCAAGUACACCGCAGAGCGAAUCCUACACACCGUCUCCGAGAGGACUGGUUUACCAACUACUAUCAUCCGGAUAGGACAAAUUGGAGGGCCCCUGGCUGGCACAGGUGCUUGGAGCGUGCAAGACUGGGUUCCCACCGUGAUAAGAACCUCCAAGACCAUGCGACAGGUACCCCUGAGUCUCUCCUAUAUUCCCAUCGACUGGAUCCCAGUGGACUGUCUGGCAAGAAUAGUUUCUGAGAUUGUGGAAACACGACUUUCCUCGGAACUCGAGAUCCCAUGUGAUGUUUUCCAUCUUGUCAAUCCACGAAAGACAAGCUGGAGAUCCCUGUUGCCCGCAAUUCACCGUCAAUUUGCCGCUCGAGCUGUUUCGUUCGAAGCAUGGGUGGAAUCUCUACGUUCUAUCGAGAUUACCGACGACUCAGUAACCGAGAUGCCGGCUCUUAAACUACUGGACUUUCUACAAAAUAUGGCCGCUCAGCAAGAUUACAAACCCCCACCUUUGGAGACGGUUCGAGCGCAGAUGGCCAGUCGGACUAUGCGAGAACUACCCCCGGUAGAUGAAGCACUUUUGGAGCUAUAUCUACGCCAGUGGAAGCUAUAG
Exophiala spinifera is the source of this 3147-nucleotide messenger RNA. RefSeq lists its product as uncharacterized. The transcript has 4 exons. Lineage: Eukaryota; Fungi; Ascomycota; Eurotiomycetes; Chaetothyriales; Herpotrichiellaceae. Bases 1 to 3147 code for a protein of 1048 amino acids. The record is from RefSeq and is a predicted model, not a curated record.